Messenger RNA from Medioppia subpectinata, 869 nucleotides. NCBI's taxonomy places the organism in Eukaryota, Metazoa, Arthropoda, Arachnida, Sarcoptiformes, Oppiidae. The record is from the annotation of a GenBank genome assembly.
AAUAAUUAUUUACAUAUAAAUAUAUUAAUUAUAGCACAACUAACAUGUAUAAAGUGCUAUGUUUAGGCGUUUUAUUGGGAUUAGUUAUAAAUUUUAAGCUUGAUGAUGAUCACUACGACCCAGUGCCAAUAAAGGAACGAAAAAUUGACUACACUAUACACCCAAUACUGGCCAGUCGUACCUCGCAGACAGAAAUGACUGGUGCGGCCAUAUCUGACUCAGACUUAAUGGCAAUUUUUGAAGCGGCCCGUUGGGCACCUUCGGCCUACAACAUACAACCAUGGCGAUUUAUUUAUGCCAAACACGGCACAGCACGGUUCACCGACUUUCUCACCACGUUGGAAUCGUACAAUCAGGUGUGGGCCAAAAACGCAUCGGUCAUUAUCUAUCAGAUAGGUGCUAAUUGGCAAAUGGAGAAGGGUGAUGUACAACAGGUGACCUACAAUACUUUUGACUCAGGUAGUUCCUUCAUGUCCCUCUCGCUGGAAGCCAAUGGUAGAGGCUAUGUAUCGCACGCUAUGGCCGGUCUAAACUACGACAAGGCCUACAAGACUCUCGGUGUGACCAAAACUAGUCAUACUAUACACUUGGCCAUAGCGUUGGGCGUACCGCCGGUCACCCGAGCGGCUCCGGAGACUAUCGGUACGAUAACCAUCUCUUGUGCGUUCAUAUCUCACUUCAAUGUAUUAGGCAAUGAUAUCUCAACGCUUUUGAAGUACUGGCCGAUCGCCUCAACUGUAUCGGGCGCUGGACUUUUGCUCGUUUUGGGUGGCACUGGUUCCUGGCUAGUGGUGGCAACGGUGGCGGACGUGUGCGUCGAUUUAACAUGCUUGGUCAAACUGGACAAAUGUCUAUACCAGAUCGUAUAA